This is a messenger RNA of Varanus komodoensis (Komodo dragon), 12341 nucleotides long. It is a transcript of the gene MBTD1, whose product is annotated as mbt domain containing 1. Lineage: Eukaryota; Metazoa; Chordata; Lepidosauria; Squamata; Varanidae. Gene Ontology annotation, cellular component: nucleus. The record is from RefSeq and is a predicted model, not a curated record. The coding region runs from base 109 to 2178 and encodes 689 amino acids. Gene Ontology annotation, biological process: regulation of DNA-templated transcription. Gene Ontology annotation, molecular function: zinc ion binding. The transcript is spliced from 17 exons.
CAACCUGGCCCUGCCCCUCAGAAAGGGGAGGGGGGAGAGUCCGGGGGAGGGGGCCGAGCCGAGGGGGGGAGGGGGCCGUAGGAGGCAUCCCCUGCCCGUGAGGGCCUGAUGGAAAACACAAAGGACCUGACUGAACAUCCUUCACGGUCAGAAAGGAAGAGGCGUGACUCAUUCGGGAUGUUUGAUGGUUAUGAUAGCUGUAGUGAGGAUACCAGUAGUAGUUCUAGCUCUGAUGAGAGUGAAGAGGAAGUUGCCCCUUUACCCUCCAGUCUCCCAAUUAUCAAGAACAAUGGCCAGGUCUACACCUACCCAGAUGGCAAGUCUGGCAUGGCCACCUGUGAAAUGUGUGGAAUGGUUGGUGUCAGAGAUGCCUUUUACUCUAAAACCAAGCGUUUCUGCAGUGUUUCCUGCUCAAGAAGUUAUUCAUCGAACUCAAAGAAGGCCAGCAUUCUGGCCAGACUUCAGGUAACGGGAAAACCUCCAACUAAGAAGGCUAAAGUGCUACAAAAACAACCUUUAGUUGCUAAAUUAGCUGCAUAUGCUCAAUACCAAGCAACGGUACAGAACCAAUCAAAGACUAAAACAGCAUCAGUUCCAGUGGAAGGUUUCAAUUGGGGCAACUACAUCAGUAGCAAUAGUUUCACAGCAGCUCCUGUUAACUGUUUUAAACAUGCACCUAUGGGAACUUGCUGGGGUGACAUCUCAGAAGGUGUGCGUGUAGAAGUUCCUAAUUCAGACUGCAGUCUACCUACCAAAGUCUUCUGGAUUGCUGGGAUUGUGAAAUUAGCAGGUUACAAUGCUUUACUAAGAUACGAAGGCUUUGAAAAUGAUUCAAGUCUUGACUUCUGGUGUAACAUCUGCGGUCUUGACAUCCAUCCAGUUGGUUGGUGUGCAACCAGUGGGAAGCCCCUAGUACCACCUCGAUCUAUUCAGCACAAAUACACAAACUGGAAAGCUUUCCUGGUGAAACGACUUACUGGUGCCAAAACUCUUCCUCCUGAUUUCUCUCAGAAGGUGUCGGAAAGCAUGCAGUAUCCUUUCAAGCCUUCUAUGAGAGUAGAAGUAGUUGAUAAAACACACCUCUGCCGAACACGGGUAGCAAUUGUAGACAGUGUAAUUGGAGGCAGGUUACGAUUAGUAUAUGAAGAAAGUGAAGACAAAACAGAUGACUUCUGGUGCCAUAUGUAUAGCCCACUCAUUCAUCCCAUAGGUUGGUCUCGAAGUAUAGGACAUCGUUUCAAAAGAUCUGAUAUCAGCAAGAAACAUGAGUCUCACUUUGAUGCACCCCCACAUUUAUUUGCUAAGGUAAAAGAUACUGAGUCAAGUGGAGAAUGGUUCAAGGAGGGGAUGAAAUUGGAAGCCAUAGAUCCAUUAAACCUUUCUGCAAUAUGUGUGGCAACGAUUAGAAAGGUAUUAGCAGAUGGAUAUCUUAUGAUUGGAAUUGAUGGCUCUGAAGCAGCAGAUGGGUCUGACUGGUUUUGUUACCAUGCCACCUCUCCUUCUAUAUUCCCUGUUGGUUUCUGUGAAAUUAACAUGAUAGAACUCACUCCACCCCGAGGUUAUGCAAAACUACCUUUCAAAUGGUUUGACUACCUCAGGGAAACAGGUUCUGUAGCAGCCCCUGUGAAGCUCUUUAACAAGGAAGUUCCAAACCAUGGGUUUCAUGUUUCAAUGAAACUGGAAGCUGUGGAUCUCAUGGAACCUCGUCUAGUCUGUGUGGCCACAGUAACGCGCAUUAUCCAUCGUCUGUUGAGGAUACAUUUUGAUGGCUGGGAAGAUGAAUAUGAUCAAUGGGUAGAUUGUGAAUCUCCUGACCUCUAUCCUGUAGGUUGGUGUCAGCUAACUAGUUACCAACUACAGCCUCCUGCAUCACAAUCAUCAAGAGAUAACCAGUCAAGUUCCUCAAAGCAGAAGAAAAAGUCUAAGUCUCAACAGUAUAAAGGACAUAAGAAAAAGAGGAAGAUACCAGUUGGGAAGAAGCCUGUCAGUUUGACGAGCGUACCCAUGACAGGUGGGGUACGGAGGAGCUUCUCUGGUGAUGAAGAGUUGACUCCUCAGUAUCGAACCCUUCCAGCACAGACAGCCCCGGAGGCCUGCCAGCCUCCCAGGACUAGCAGAGAGUUCAGUCCCAGCCUCAAAACAGAGAAUCAUCUUGAAAAGCUGUAUUUGUACCACUGAAUCAGUCAUGUUGAAAGAUCUGAAAAAAAAAUAUAUUUCUGAAAGGCAUGCAAUUAAAUCUCUACAGUUCCUGCCAACAGUUCCUUAGGGUAAUUUGUUGAACUGCCUACCUGUUUUGAACUACUUAUUCAUAGGAAUGCCACUUUUUGGAUCUAUAUCUAAGAUCCAGUUUUAAUAUAUACUUAGUAAAAUGGUGUUCACCUCUGGACUUUAAGAAAAUGUAAGUUACAUGUACUAUCCUUUAAUGUUUUGAUUUUUGAGCUUCCAUUUUUAAAUGUAAUAUACUUUCUCUGUGUGUGUGUGCAUUCUCUAGAAACAAAGGACUAAUCCUUAUAAAUGUUUAGCAACUUUUAUUUAUCCUUUUCUUUAAAAGGCUGUAAUAGGGAUCAGAAAUGGAUCAGGCUUUAAUUAUGCAAUGUUGAUAAAAAUAUUAAAUGUAGAACUCUAGCAGCAAACAGACUUCUACCGAAAGCAAAAGGCCCUUUACUAAUGCUACACCAUGAAGGAAAACAGAUUGUGUGACCUUGAUACAUAUAAGGUGGACUUGUUCUUUCACACUGCAGUGCCAAACAGAUUUACUUAUUUAAGGGUACAGCCCCAUGCAUGUUUAGACAGAAAAAAGUCCUGCUAUUCCGAGCAUUCCCUAGCUAGCCUAUGGGAGUUUUUGUGGAAAUUUCCUAUGUAAACAUGCAUAGCACUGGGGUCUAAGUUAACAGUAUCCCAUUAUUCUACUAAGGAGCUGAAGGCAACAUGUGUGAGAGUUUUAGGAACUAACUAAAGUCAUGCUGAUUUGCAGACAGAACAAGGCCGCUUUGACUUGUGUCUUCCAGCCAUACCCAGCUGGGAUUCUUUUUGACUUCACCUUGGCAACUAAACUGAAAUGAAGUUCUUUGAACUUAGCCAUCUAAAGGAUUAGCCAAGGGGUUGCCAGAUCUAAUGUGAUUGCUCCUGCCUAUCAACAUCUCUUGUAAUGCUGUGAAAGUAAAAUUACUUACCCUGCUAAAGCUAUACCUCCCCUGCCACACAAAUGCUAUUUUGGUGCAACUGUUAAGGGUAUUGGAGCAAAUAUAGUAAUUCUGAUUUGAGGUACCCUUGCCACAACUAAGUGGUAUGGAUUGGAUCAAAUUUCUUGGAGUAAAGAUUCAAAUAAUAUCAUUGUCAUUGCCAUUAAUGACAUUUCUAAGCAGUAAUGAACUUUUGUAACUGCUUCCAAGUUACUUUCUUCAACUCACUGUAAAGCUGGUUUAUUAUCAUAUAAUAAAAAGAAAAAUACCUCUUUUCCCCAGAUACUGUUACUAAUUAUCAGUCACUGGGUCUUUUUGUCUUUCUAGCAAUGGGCAGUAUCCAACACUACUUCUCUUUUUAUGCCUUUGAUGCACCACUAAUUUAUGUGGCCUCCAGAGAAAGCCAUUGUGCCAAUUCCCACUGUUAGUAUGCCACCAGACUGUCUCACUUACACUAGUGAGACAGCAAUAACAUAAAUGGAAUGGCAGUGCAAAAUACUGCUGUAACAUAAUUUUUAAAACUAGCUUUUGGCAAAUUAUUGGGUUCACUGUGUUUUUGUACCAACUAAAAAGUAUAAAACAUUCUGGUUAUUUUCUUCGUUAAAAGGAUCAAGCAGUCGAACCCUACCGAAGGGGGAGGUUGUGUUACUUUUUCUGAGUCCGUGUUGGCAGGAACCAUAAAUACGGUGAUCUGAUGUCUUGAAAUGCUGAGCAAACUUGUGGCUUGACAAAUAGACCUCUUACUUUUUGUCAAACCACCCUGUACUUCUGAAUUUCCGUAAGGUUUAACAGUGGGUUUAGGGAUUCGUCUGUACAUCCACAGCAUGGGAUAAAGCUGAAGAAUCACAACUUUAGAGAAUCCAAAAAGGAAUUUACUAUUGUCCUGGGCCACAAUCCAGCGUUAUAACAAAGGCUGCUACUCAAUUUCAAAAUUAGUUUUCAGCUGGUAUACAAAUUAUUGCCAUUUGGAGAAAUCAAGUCCACCAGGCAUGCUAAUCAUGUGUGCUUUUCCCUUCAGGGUCAGUGUGUCCUUGAAGUCCAACCACUGCUUGUCUGAGAUACUUAUAAGUUGAAUAUGAAAUGGGUAGGGAAUGAGACUGUAGCACUCUUUUCCUGCUGGAGCCUACUCUGAAGAAAAGUCUCAGCAGUGGAUUAGCUUCCACACUCUCCAUGUGAUCUUCCAUGAAGCUCCUUCCUUUCCCCACACCCCUCCAGGGAGUGGUGACUAUCAAGCGAGUUGUAGAAUGGGCAUAACAGGUGGGCGACAGCUGAACAGGAUGCUGCACUUUUGUGGUUCUGUUAAGUAGGCAGAAUAAAGGCAUCUACUUCACUUGUGAUGACUAAGGGCAACGUAUGUGGGAUAGGGAUUAAAGUUUACACUGAGCAAAUAGUUGAAUAUGUAUAAUUUUGUCAUUUUUUAAUAUUUAAAUUCUUUAAAUUUUAUUUAGCAGAGGAAAAUGUGUCAGCAAGGAAGAUGAUAUAGAACUGUGCUAAGAACGAAAUGAACUGGCCUGUAUGUUUUAGUAAGGUUCCAAGUAGCACCAGGUUGUACUUUGAGACUACAUUACAACAGAGACUCCUUUGUACCAUUAAAAGACACGUAUGUCCAUGUUUGUAACACAAGCUACAAUACUGGAUCAGAGCAAAGAUCAACUGAAUUUGCCAUCUUGUCGUCAAAAGUAGCUACUAAUGGAUGAUUCAGAAGAAGUGCACAAGAAAGUUACAGUAUAAUCUGCUCUCGUAUCACUCCAUUCUUUCAGCCAGGGCUGUAAAAUCUUUGUAUUAUUCCUUUAGUUAUUUGAUCAUCAGUCAUUUGAGACUGCAUCACAACAGUCGUCUUUGUACCCUUUUUGAUGCUUCUUAUUAAACUUGGUCAAUGUUUUGUUUUGCCACCUUGGUCAGUAAAUGUCACAUUUUUAAUGUGGUUGUCUAUAUGGCCAUAUGUUAUAUAACAUUUUUAACAAAAAGUUUUUUUAAAACAAUGGUCAGAAUUAGGUUUAGAGAUUGUAUUAAAUAUAACAACCUUGUGCAAUAUACCAUAUUUUGAUGGUUUUCUACUAUCACAGUAAAAUAUAUGCUGAUUUAAGGAGCAGUUCUCAGCUGUGAAGAAGGAUAUGGUGGCCAAUUGACUGCCAGACAUGAUUUGGUUGAUUGGGUUGGCUAGUGGUAUCCCUGCCCCAUCCUGUUCCCUUCAGGACAGGUAAUAACAUGAAAAUCUAAAUUGAACAUAAAACUAAAUGUCCCUUAACCCAUUUAAAAUGCUAUAAUAGAGUUAAACAUUUUACCAUGUUUCUCGGAAAAUGUAUAACUCUUUUUUUUCAAGAAAAAGGGGCAGCCACUGAAUACAGGUUGUCUUUGUGCUUAGUUGGAUUAUAAUAUGGUUUUGGCAUAGCCAAGCAGGUACUCAGGUGAUCUAAAAGUCAGUCCGCAGUUCAGAAACAUUUAGUAAUGCUUAGUGAGAAAUGUGCCCCCAUAGUAAUGGAAUGAAGUGUGUUUAAAGUCACAUGUUCUUCGUCUUGCACGGAAAGAAUUUGCACAUUAGGGAGAGCUGGUGUAGAAAAGCCUUGGCUAUUGGGCAGCAUAGAGCUGAGCUGAGCUGGGCUCAGGCUUGCACUCAAGAGUCCUGUUGGCACUGGAGGAAAGGUGCCGGGCAUGUGGUUUUCUUCCAUUCUUUUCCUCCCAGCAGCAUCUCUCUUGCUGUUCCAGAGCUUGACUCCUAAGGAAGUUCCACUGGAUUAUAAUGAAAUAUAUCGAUUUGAGUCAGAAGUAAAAUGAAAUGGCAAAAGCCAAAUGUUGAUUGAAGUUGUUUUUUUAAAUUUUCAGAUAGGUCUUUAAAGCCACAAAUGCAAUCCUGGGUAGAAGCGGGGUUCUCCCUGUCUUUUUCCUGCAUAGAGGCCUUUGAGUGCAAAAGAGAGCUGUGUAGGGCAAAAGCAAAGCUUCAGGUGCAUCACUACCUAUGGCAAUCCACAUUUAACUGGGCCUGUGUGUUCCUGCCAAACAGGUGAUUGCUGUGGUUAAAGCCAGCCAUUGCCACCUUUGAUGAGAUACAUGCAUAUUCCAUGGUCAGUUUUGUGGGAUCUGGGUCUUUAUGUGCUUAAUGCAGGAAGCAAUGCUGCUGUUUUAUUCAGCAUGCUUUAAGGCAGCACCCAGAAGGAUGCAUGCUGGGCGCUGCCUUAAAUACACAUGUUUGGUGUAUUUCUUUGUAAGAAAGAAUAAACCAUCCUGAGGGACUUAAAAGCAAUCAUAGCAAAAGAAGAGGCAAAGCCAAAGAAGUGGGAUUGCAUAGUCUUCAAGAAAAAAUGAAUGAGACACAGAACAGUAGCUUUCAAAUCCAUAAAAGGCUGUCUGUAAAUAAGAGGAUUGUGUCAUGGUCUUAGACUAGUUCAGAUGCCAAGAUUACAGCAGUUACAUUGUAUUUUACUGGAGCCUUAAAAUUCACCAGCUGCAGCCUGAUACAAAAGACCUAUGCUUAGAAUUAAAGAAUUCUCAUCCUGGUAAUUUGGUUCAAGUACCAGAACCGAGCAGAGUUCACAGCUAUUCCACAUAUUAACCCACUCUCAUGCCCAUUUUUUUUUUUUAAGAUUUCAAGAAUAAAAUUUAGAGCAUGAAGGUAGGGGAGGGAGGGAGAGCCACAUUGUUGUGGCUAUUGAGAGUCAGAAAUCCUUGUUAAUCUGCUGAAAAUCAUUAGCAAUCUAUCAAUGGCUCCCAGUCUUUUACCUUCAUAUUCCUGGGCUAGAUGACCAAAGUAGUUGCUUCCAGAUGAAUUCAUUCUACUUGUUCGGUUGAAGUUAUGGAAAUAUGUGAUGUAGCCCAUUUGAAUCUGAAUAGUAAUCCACCAAUCUCAAUAUCCUAUUUUAGGGCUAGUUCUUAUUCAGGUUUGUAAACUUGUAACUGAACUGUAUCACUCUUCAGACUGGGUGGGCUUACGUUAUAGGAGUGCUUCAUACCCCCCAAAUUCCCACCCUUUACAUAGAAAGGUCUGGGAGAAGGUUUUCUAGCCUAGCUUUUUCCUAAUGUGCUUAAUCUGUAUGCAGAAGAUCAUUUGUUAAAACUAGCAAGGUGUUUAUUGACAAGUAAAGAUAAAUAUCCAUACAAUUCUCAUUCUGUCACUGUACAUCUGUGCUGUAUUCCAGCUUUCAGAAACCACCUGUGCAAUUGUAAUUGUGUCCCACUUUGAAUCUUAAACUCUUAACUUGGGUGAAGACACAGGGUUAUGACAUUAGUAAUUUGAAUUACAUAGGUAUUUUGCAACAUUCCUAGCAUACUAUUUUUAAAGCAAGUCUAAACAUUCCACUUCUUGACUUGCCCUGUCUUUAAAAUUAUAUUAAUUUCUGUGUAGCCAAAGAAAUUUUCAUUAAUUUUAUUUGUAAAAGUCAUGAUUUUAUCUAGUAUAGAGGAAUGCAUCUGUUUUCAGAGUAAGUGGUAGAUUUUAAAAUCGGGGAGCUUUAUGUGAGACAAGGGGCUUCUUUUCUAAGAUGGUACCUGUAGCUUGAAAAGAAUUUUUUGAAAAUAACUUUCUUUACUUAUGUUUAAAUGUGUGCAUCUUUGAUAUAUUGAAACCUUUUUGAAUGUACUUAAUGGCAAUCACAGUAGAAAUCCUUAGGAUAUUCCUGUGUCUACUUUUCCUUUUAUUCUCACCCCUUCAAACACACACUUUUCCUCCUUUCUUUUCCUGGUCACAUUUUCUAUUUCAGUCCAGGAGUUCAGUGUUAGCAUUACUGUGACAAAUUUGGCAAUUACACACUGCGUUACUCUCAGAAGUAACUACAAAAGCUGAAGCAUUGUAGAAAAUGUAUAGCCCCGGAACUGAAAGGAAACGUGUUACACCCCAUUUCUUCAAAUGUUCACCUAUUUGUAUAUUUUUAAGUGUUUUCAUGUUUAGUCACUUAUUUUUGUUCUUAACCUUUCUCGUGUUUAGUUUCUUCACUGCAGCUGAAGGAGGAGUUGCUAGAUGGAGAGGAAUACAGCUUUCUUCAAGGCGCAUCUGAUCAGGAAAGCAAUGGGUCAGCCAGCCACUACAUCAAACAAGAACCUUAAGGGCAAAUCAGGGCAGGAUGGUACAAAAAGAGCCUUUCUUCAAGACUGACCUUCCCAAUCUGAUGAUACAGUUUGAUGGCUUCUACUAAGGGCACUUUGCUAACUGCAGAUAAGAUUUCAAUUCAGAAUUUUUGGUGGAUGAGGAAACUAUUUUAGUGAAAAAAGAAUUUUUCAAUUUAUUAGGAAAAAAAGGUUGACACUUUUGUGUUGUAUUCGAAGCUUUUAAAAGAAUUUUUGUAAUAUUUUCGAGUUCAGAUUUAUUGUGCAUUGUUAAAAAAUAAAUUUCUAAUUUUUGGUAAAAUUAAAAGCUUAACUAUAGCAGGAUUGCAGGAAACCCUUUGAGGAAGAAGAGGUGGUAGUAUAGUCAAACGCAAAUGAACUGUUUGUAACAAGUGAACCUUCUGGUACAAGCUGGGAGAUUCUGAAUUUUAAAGCUACACUAGUCAUAUCCUGUCUUUUCUACAGUGAAACCAUGCUGUAGGGUUUUAGGGUGGGCAAUAUAUACCAAAAUAAGUUGAAAAAUGGAGCCUGAAAAGAAUUUCCUCUAGAAGUGGCAACAUAAAAGACAAGCGUCUGCUUAAGAUUCUGGAGAAUCAGGCCCUGGGCCAAAUCUUUGCUGAAGCCAUUUGGUAUCGGACUGGAUACUGCUGCAUCGUGGGUUUCCUGCUCCUCUUUUGAAGGCUUGGAAUAGCUAUUGAUGGAAAGGAUCAGCAAAGCUUCAAAGGAUCACCUGCAGAGGGUACAAGCUUAGGAAUCAUUUUUCUUGUGCAAGAAAAGGGGGAGAGACUCAAAAGACCCUUUUCUUCCAGAACAUUGACAGGCUUUGUUUUCCGUUUUAGUGGAAGUCACAGCCACUGACGAGGUAAAGGCUGGAGGAGGAGGAGGACAGAACUCUGCUCCUGAACACCACGUUUUGCUUCCCUCCCCUUGAGCCGGCCUAAAGAUGGCCUUGGCCCUGCUUUAGGCAUCAUCUUCUUCUUGACUUCGCUACUGAUUCCCUUUUCAAGCAAAAUGUUUUCAAACUCUGAUGUGACAUGGAUGCGGAGUUACCUGGAAGCUUUUGUCCGAGAAUCAGAUCUGUGUGGAUAUUACCAGAUGGCUUCAUUCACAGACUUUAACAUGCUGACAUUUCCACUUUGCGGUGUUGUGACAGGAUGAGGUGUGUCAAGAGUUUUGCUUUUACCAGUAAGGUUCAUUAACUAAACUCUCAGGAAUUAACUGCUUAUGUUCUGUAACUGCUUCUGGGUCAUAGUAAGUCCUCUUUAGAGCAGUAUAACUGUCAAAUUCUUGACUCUAGGGUAGAAGUUAGAAAAAAAAUCCUAUAGAGUAACCUCUACAUCCUUUAAGCCUAAUGCUUUACAACUAGCAACUCACAAUGCCCCAGAGACAACAUUUUGGCAUAUAAAUGUUUUGAAUUUUUAAAAAAAUGCAUAGAAAGUUGAAAACCAGCAAUUUUGAUUUAUUUCUUAAUUAACUUGCUCUAUUGUUCGGUACAGACCAUUGGUGAUAUGCAAAGGUUUACCACAUUCUAUGCAAGAGGGGAUAAUGGUUUAAAAUUUUGUAUUAACUACUGGAAGUACAUUUUUUCUGUAUAGUAUAGAAUGUAUGAAAACAGUUUCUUGUCAUUUUUUUCUUCAUAUAGCUGGGCCAUUUUUGACAACUGCUUUAUGUAUACAUAUUUUUAAAACUGAGUAUCAGGUGUCAAAUACUUGUGAAUCUAGGUGGCAAUUACAUACUUUACGUCUCUAAAAAAUUAUAAUGUUCACAAUCUAGAGAAGUGUGAGGGUAGAUCUGGGCUUAACUGAGCUGCCUUUUCUUUCUUCCCAACCACCCUCUUUGGGUAGAAUGCCCUCCCCGCUCCACAAGUGCUGCAUUGUAGCUGUUUUGGAAACCGCUUCAGUUUAGGAAAGCAGCUCCUAAUGCCACAAAAGAGGGCUGUUCUUGGGGGAGCAGAGUAAAAAGCUGUAGUGUGUGCGUGUGCAUGUGUGCACACACUCACAUGUAUAUAUGCACAAGUUCAACUGGAUCACAACCAAUAUUUCCAAGUCGCAGUCAAGGCUGUCCUGCAAUCCCUCCCUCCUUUCUCUCUUGUGCAAGUUGUACUUGAGAGCACCAUUUCUUCCAGCCAGUGCCUCCCGGACUGAGGAUGGGUAUCCACACAUCUGAUGUAAAGGGGAGACUCCAGGGGGAAUUGGAGCCAAGACAUGGUAGGGAUCCCAUCUUCCUCCUGUCUUAUCCACCUUGCCUGUGCAGAGUGGAUGUGAUAAACUCUAUGCAGGACUGGCAGGACGAAGGCGAUGGUGCUCAAGGGCCAGCAGUGUGGCACUUGUCUCAGAGGUUAACUUGAAAGGAUUUAGUAUUAGAACUUGUGAAAGUAUUUCUUCUGAUUUCAACAGGGACCAGUUGCAUAUGUAACACAGCUUAGAAAGAGAUGCAGAACAAUGCUCACAUGAAUGUCAUCUGUCAUGAAGAGGAGAAGGCCAGAGUGAGAACUUGAUGUGUGUAUAAAACAAUUCUUGUUUAGUCAUACAAUGAACAGUAUGCAUCCUCUAGGUAGUGCUGCUCCCUUUUUCCUGACAUAAACUUUAUAUCUUCCUAUCUGUUAGAUGGGCAGAAAUUUAGAAGGUGCAACUUUCCUCAUUACUGCACAUUUUCUACUUGGAAAACGUCACAUUAAAUUUCUGUCAAUCAUGCAGCCGUAAAGACACAGACCCUUCGUCAGUUUGAAAGGCGGCAACCCUACUUCUACCUCUAUUGAAUAUGGCAGCUCCUAGAGAAUCCACAGCUAAAUGUAAUCCCUACCACAUCAGCCUAGAAAGUGAAUCUGAACUCAGACUAACCUGCUGGACCUUUUUCGGCCUAGAAUCAUGUUGCAGGGGGAUAAACUUGACUAGUGCUAGGCUAUUAGUCCUCAGGUUUUGAAAGCAGAUCUGCGGAUUUAUAUCCAGUUGGUGGCACUGCCAAACUAUUGUGAUUUUUUUUCCAUUUCUGCCUGUGGGUAGGAUUGUAGAUCCUGAAACGUAUGUGCAUAUGAUACAAAUGUUAAAUAUGAAAAAUCACUUCUGUUAUAAUUGCUUCUAACUUAAAUUCCAUGAAGCUUUCUUGAAUGAGCUUGCAGAUUAGUUUAUCCUAGGAAACUUUUUUAAAAGUCUUGAUUCUGAGCAACAGCUAUUUGUGGCCUCUUUAACACAGCAGACUGGGUGGCAGUGAACUUUCUCAGUCCUGGUUUAGCUGCUUUGGUAUGCAUGCAUUUUGGUAUAAUUUAGCUCUACAAACAUUUUCUUUUUAAGUUACUGUGAACUAAAUGCAAACAUAUUGGGAUUGUGUUGGGGUGGGAAGUUGGUCACGGGCUUGAUGCCCGUACUGAUGCUAAGGGUCAGCUGGUAAUUUCAGUAUUUGGCACAAGGCAGGGUGUUUUAAACAAGAUGGCACCAGAGAUGAGGUAAGUUAUGUUGUAAGUGCUCCUUCUUUCUACAGCUCAGAAUUUUACAGCUGACUUUUUUAUGUUUUAAAUUUCCUUGCUGAAAGCAAAAGCAGUUAUCAGUUUCUUGUUCUAUUGAUACUAACACGGGUUUCAGUGUUUGUUUGUUUUUAUUGUUGUCAUUUUUAUGUGAUGUGAACACCUUCUCCCAUCAAUAUUUGUAUUAUGGUGCUAAUAUAUUUGGUAACAAUCCUUUAUUGGAAAGGGAUUAAAACUGUGAUUAAAUUGAUUUUUUUCUUUUUAAUUUUCAUAUUUAAGUCACAACCAUUUAUAAAAAAAGAAAAAAUCAACUUCUGCAUCUGGGAAAACUGUAUCAGGACAGAAGUUUUAAAAAAUUAAAUAGGGUUUUUACAUCAUUUCUGUAUGUAUUUGAUAUAUAGAUCAAUAUGUGUAUAAAUUUAAUCUUUUAUUUUCUUGGUAAUUUGUGUGGUCAAAUGGGAGCAUUUUAAAACCUCUAAUGAAAUGUACAUAACUCAAUGAAAAAUGUUUUUGAAGAAAUUAAUGUUACUUUCAUUUUUACCAGACUGCAGAUUUUCAAGCAUGGAUGUGAAAAAGCAUUAAAAUUAUAACUUUGUGUACAAGAUGAAAAUAAUUCACUAAAUUUGCCUUUUUUUACACAAAAUAAAAAUGCUAAAGUAAAA